UGAGGGGCGCGCGCUGUUGGGUCUGCGGCCUGGCGCGCGUGUAACGGCCGUUAGUCAAGCUGAGGGACUCAACCGCCUCCUGAGGCAGACGUGGUGGCCGCAGACAGUGUCCCUGAGUGAGAGAUUUUUACAGCCAAUUUUCAGGCCCGGUUAUUCCUUAAUUUUACAUGGCCAUGCAAGAGAAAUACCCAAAUGAGAGGACAUCUCAUGUUACUUCAUCAGGUUCUAAUGUGAUUCAGAAGGGAAGUUCCCUGGGGACUGAAUGGCAGACCCCAGUUCUCUCAGAGGCCUUUCGGAGCCGCUUCAGCCGCUGUUCAAGUGUAGCUGAUAGUGGGGACACGGCCAUUGGCACAUCAUGCUCAGACAUUGCAGAAGAUUUUUGCAGCUCAAGCGGCAGCCCUUCUUUCCAGCCUAUUAAAAGCCACAUAACCAUUCCAACAGCCCAUGUGAUACCUUCUACUUUGGGGACCUCUCCUGCCAAGCCAAAUUCUACACCUGCUGGAUCCUCUUCCUCCAAACUCCCUUUGUCAGGGUUGGCUGAAAGUGUGGGGAUGACAAGAAAUGGAGACUUUGGUGCAGUGAAACGUUCUCCAGGCCUGUCUAGAGAUCUCAUGUAUCUCUGUGGUGCUACAGGGGAAAAUGGGAUUGAGCAGUCUCACUGGUUUCCAGCAGUAGGCCAUGAAAGAGAAGAAGAGAUGAGGAAGUUCGAUGUUCCUGGCAUGGAACCUACCUUCAAUCAAUCCACCAUUAUGGAUACACUUUAUUCAGAUCCAAACUACCAGAUCCACUUCCACAAUCCAAGAACUGAUCCAAACAAGGAGUUGUAUAAAGUAUUACCUGAGGCCAAGAAGGCGCCAGGCAGUGGGGCGGUAUUUGAUAGGAAUGGACCACACUCUAGCAGCAGUGGAGUACUCCCUUUGGGACUCCAGCCUGCUCCUGGGCUCUCGAAGCCUCUGUCCUCUCAGGUGUGGCAACCAAGUCCUGACCCUUGGCAUCCCCGAGAGCAAUCUUGUGAACUCAGUACUUGUCGACAGCAGCUGGAAUUAAUCCGUUUACAGAUGGAGCAAAUGCAGCUUCAGAAUGGAGCCAUCUGCCAUCAUCCUGCUGCUUUUGCUCCUUUGCUGCCCACCUUAGAACCAGCACAGUGGAUUAGCAUCUUAAACAGUAAUGAACACCUUCUGAAGGAGAAGGAACUUCUCAUUGACAAGCAGAGAAAACACAUCUCUCAGCUGGAGCAGAAAGUGCGAGAGAGUGAAUUACAAGUCCACAGCGCUCUUUUGGGUCACCCUGCCCCCUUUGGGGAUGUCUGUUUGCUGAGGCUACAGGAACUGCAGCGAGAAAACACUUUCUUACGUGCACAGUUUGCACAGAAGACAGACACCUUGAGCAAAGAAAAGAUCGAGCUUGAAAAGAAGCUUUCUGCUUCAGAAGUUGAAAUCCAGCUCAUCAGAGAGUCUCUCAAAGUGACACUGCAUAAGCAUUCAGAGGAAGGCAAGAAACAGGAAGAAAGGGUCAAAGGUCGUGAUAAACAUAUCAAUAAUUUGAAAAAGAAAUGUCAGAAGGAAUCAGAGCAGAAUCGUGAGAAGCAGCAGCGUAUUGAGACCUUGGAGCGUUACCUGGCUGACCUGCCUACACUAGAAGACCAUCAGAAGCAGAGCCAGCAGCUUAAGGAUUCUGAGUUGAAGACCACAGAGCUCCAAGAGAGAGUGACUGAGUUGGAGAGUUUGCUGGAGGAGACCCAGGCAACCUGCAGAGAGAAGGAGAUUCAGCUGGAAAACCUAAGACAGAGAGAAGCAGAAUUCUCCUCCAAUAGACAUAACCUGCAAGAUCAGCAGUCUGUGGAGGAAGCUGGUGGAGAAGAUCCCAAAGUGGAAAUGGAACCUCUGCAGAAGGAAUGUGAUUCCCUCCGAAAGAUUGUGGAGAAGCAGCAGCAGAAGAUGGAUCAGUUGCACUUACAAGUUCAGAGCCUAGAGCAGGAAAUGACUCAAGAAGAAGGAACAAGCCAGGCUCUGAGAGAGGAGGCCCAGCGGAGGCAGAUGGCUUUGCAGCAGCUGCGUACCGCUGUGAAAGAGCUCUCAGUGCAGAACCAGGACCUGAUUGAGAAGAAUCUAACACUGCAGGAACACCUGCGCCUGGCUCAACAAAGGUCCCCAUCUUCACCAGACACAGUCCAGCUGGCAUUUGAGCUGCACCAAGAGUUGGCCAGUUGCCUUCAAGAUCUGCAGGCCGUCUGCAGCAUUGUGACCCAGAGAGCCCAGGGCCGUGACCCCAACCUGUCCCUGCUCCUGGGCAUUCACUCCUCACAGCACCCAGGAGGGAUUCAGCCAGAUUUGCAGAAGCCAGAUGUGAUCAGGAGGAAACUAGAAGAGGUUCAACAGCUGCGUCGGGACAUUGAGGACUUAAGGACCACCAUGUCAGACAGAUAUGCCCAGGACAUGGGAGAAAACUGUGCCACACAGUGAGGAGUGCUGGGGGUAGACAGGCUAUAUUCCCCUUAGGAGGACCUGAAUUGCUAGGAGCCUGGCCAGCAAAUUGCAGCCCUGCCAGUCUUGCCUUCUGUCUGCUGCUAUUCCCAGAGAGUGUUUGGGUGGAGAGGGAAGAGCCUACAUCUGAGGACCAAGGACUGUUGAGAGGAGUGUACCUGCCCUGCCCUACACUGGCUUUGUCUUAUUUAGUUAUGUUUGUCCUCUUACCGUAAUUUACCUUUUGAGUGUGAGUUACUAACUUCUUUGGGUUCACCUGAUGAGUUUCACUGUUCCCAGUUUGGGUGACAUUGAAGGCAGGCAAGCUCUUACCUCCCUUCUCCAUCUUCCAGGAUGGGUCCACAUCUGUUCCUACUCCAUAUGUUGGUCCUACUGAUCCCAGAACUCAUUAGAGAGGCCUGGAAAGGCUGAGAUAAGUAGUAAGGACCAUUUGAGAAUUUUCAGGCCUCAUGUGCCACUCUUUCUGGAAACUGAGCUGGCUUUUGGGAUUUUCUCAUCCCAGGCCCACUGCUUCUUCCUCAGGGCUGUCGUUUUCACAGAAGCCUCGGGUUGGUCUGUUCCUUAGCAGAGUAGCCACUAGGAUUAGGUGCCUAGAGAUUACAGUUAGGGAUCCUUAAUCUGCCAUACCAUCCUUUUUUUUUUUUUUUUUUUUUUUUUUUUUUUUUUUUUUUUUUUU
Fukomys damarensis (Damara mole-rat) is the source of this 3159-nucleotide messenger RNA. RefSeq names its product centrosomal protein 85 (gene Cep85). The record is from RefSeq and is a predicted model, not a curated record. The transcript is spliced from 14 exons. NCBI's taxonomy places the organism in Eukaryota, Metazoa, Chordata, Mammalia, Rodentia, Bathyergidae. Gene Ontology annotation, cellular component: centrosome. The coding region runs from base 168 to 2462 and encodes 764 amino acids.